Molecule: messenger RNA, 846 nt
Organism: Populus trichocarpa (black cottonwood)
Lineage: Eukaryota; Viridiplantae; Streptophyta; Magnoliopsida; Malpighiales; Salicaceae
Product: plastid-lipid-associated protein 6, chloroplastic
Source: RefSeq, a predicted model, not a curated record
AUGGCAGCUGUAUGCUCUCCUCUUUACCCUCCAGCAUUUCUCUCCUCCUCCUCUUCUGUAAAAUGUAAACUUCCAAUCAAAAUCCACACUGUAAAAAGAACUUCACUGACCCCACAUGUAACUCGAAUUGGACAUGACGGUUCUUAUAUAAACCAUCUACAGAGAAGUGUUGUUUUGAGGUCAGCUCUUGAUGAAGUUCCUGUUCUAGACCCAGGAAAACCAGCAAUCCAGCAAUCUCAUUUUCUCUGUGAAUGAGAGCUGCUUACCUCUAGUGCUGUUUCUGGCCUGAACAGAGGUCUUGCUGCUAGUGAAGAUGAUCAACUGAAGGCAGAUGUUGCUGCCAAGCAGCUUGAAGCUGUGGGAGGGCUGGUUGAUCUCUCAAAUGAUAUCGAUAAGCUGCAAGGGAGAUGGAAGCUUAUAUAUAGCAGUGCAUUCACCCUAGGUGGAAGUCGUCCUGGACCUCCCACUGGAAGGCUGCUCCCCAUAAGUCUGAUAGAUAGCCUGCCACAUGACAGGCUACUUCUUGUAUUCCAACGAAUCGAUGUCCAAGGCAAAGAUUUCGACAACAUCGUAGAGCUUGAAUUAGGAGCUCCAUGGCCCCUACAAUCUGUUGAAGUGACUGCCACUUUGGCCACUAAUUUGAGCUCAUAGGUUGACGAAUGCUUCGAGAAAACAACUGUUAAGACAACUGGGAACUUAUCACAUCUUCCGCCAUUAGAAGUACCUCGAAUUCCAGAUGCAUUCAGGCCUCCAUCUAUUACUGGAAGUGGUGAGUUUGAAGCUACCUACCUUGAUGCUGAUACCCGUGUGACAAGAGGAGAGCUUCGAGUUUUUGUGAUCUCGUAA